This is a messenger RNA of Oncorhynchus keta (chum salmon), 1398 nucleotides long. Its product is annotated as smoothelin-like. The record is from RefSeq and is a predicted model, not a curated record. NCBI's taxonomy places the organism in Eukaryota, Metazoa, Chordata, Actinopteri, Salmoniformes, Salmonidae. The transcript is spliced from 4 exons. Bases 432 to 965 code for a protein of 177 amino acids.
CUCAGUCUGGUUCGUUUAUUCUAAACAUUUUAGGAGUGAGAGAAAAGUGAAGGAAGCCAGAUAGAGUUGAGGUUUUUAAAUAUGUUUUUAAUCUCUAAAUCACUCCAAUCGUUUUUUUGUUGACAUAAUACAAAAGUUAUUUUGAUGCAGGGGUUUAUUGUGAUCAGACUCAUAAAUUAUUUGUAAAGUUGUUUUGAAGAAACUCCGAUUCGAGCAGGUGGAGCAUCAAUUCCGACACGUCAAAAGGGGACUUGGACCUUCUUUUGGGAUAUAAUUGUUGCCAGCAUUUAUUUGUAUGCUACUGGCCUACGUUAUUACAUUGAUAGGUCAGUUAUUUGUUUGAAGGACGUUUCCAAAACAAAAGCCGGCUUUUUGUUCGUUGAGUUUGCGCUUUUUACCGUUCACCUGUCAUUGUAGCCUAAAGACUGAAAAUGUCUGCUGAAAGGUAUUCCACUUUGGAUGAACCGUCGCUUCGGAAUCUGCUGGAUGGGACGAUGGACCUGGAUGAGCGGCGGCUGAUCCGUUCAGCCAUCAGAGAGCUGAGGAGGAGAGAGAUAGAGGACAUGGAGGCAGCCCUGGCCAGCAAACGCUUCCGGCACAAACGCCUCAACCAGAAUGACGACAAAGAGAACCAGCUCACAGAUAGGUCAGAUUUGGGUGACUCCCUAAACAUGCUCUCUGUGAAACUACAAGCCAUCCAGGACAUGGAGGAACUGACUGGACUGCUGCGCGGGGCCACUGAGUAUGAGGAGAGGAAACUGAUCAGAGCUGCCAUCCGCCACCUCCGAGACGAGGAGCAGCAGGGUGAGUACAGAGGAGGAGGAGGAGGAGGAGCUGGAGGUAGAGGAGGAGAAGGAACAGAAAUGGAGGAGGAGAAGGAACAGAAAUGGAGGAGGAGAAGGAACAGAAAUGGAGGAGGAGAAGGAACAGAAAUGGAGGAGGAGAAGGAACAGAGAUGGCGGUAGAUCAGGAGAAGGAACAGAGAUGGCGGUAGAGGAGGAGAAGGAAGAGAGAUGGCGGUAGAGGAGGAGAAGGAACAGAGAUGGCGGAAGAGGAGGAGAAGGAACAGAGAUGGAGGUAGAGGAGGAGGAGAAGGAACAGAGAUGGCGGUAGAGGAGGAGAAGGAACAGAGAUGGCGGAAGAGGAGGAGAAGGAACAGAGAUGGAGGUAGAGGAGGAGGAGAAGGAACAGAGAUGGAUGUAGAGGAGGAGGAGAAGGAACAGAGAUGGAGGUAGAGGAGAAGGAACAGAGAUGGAUGUAGAGGAGGAGGAGAAGGAACAGAGAUGGAGUUAGAGGAGGAGAAGGAACAGAGGUAGAGGAGGAGAAGGAACAGAGGUAGAGGAGGAGGAGAAGGAACAGAGAUGGAGGUAGAGGAGGAGGAGAAGGAACAGAGGUAGA